AUGGCGCCUUCUGCCAUCAGCGACCUCCUCCCAUCCGGCCCACUGGCCUCGAAAUCUGUGGCCCCGCCAAAGGAGAACCAUGUGCACGGCAUGGAGAACAAAAGUCCGCUGGCGGCCAUUUCCCACGGCGACGUGAUGCUGGCCGGGGUGCCGAAUUUCGACGAUUUCGCCGCCAAACGACAGUGGCAGCUCGAACACAUGGCCGCGGCCUUCCGCCACUGGGCGCGCGAAGGCUACGUCGAGGGCAUUUCCGGCCACAUCAGUGUCAGAGAUCCCGAGCAUCACGACAUCUUCUGGACCAACCCUCUGGGUGUCCACUUCGGCCUGUUGAAAGCAAGUGACAUGAUUGCCGUCAACCUCGAGGGCAAGGUUGUGGGAGGCAACCGUACCCGCCCGCCCAAUGCUGCGGGAUUCUUGAUCCACAGCGAGUGCCACAAGGCCAGACCCGAUGUCGUGGCCAUUUGCCAUGCCCACACGGUCUACGGCAAAGCCUGGAGUGUCUUUGGAAAGCCGAUCGAGAUGUUGACACAGGACGCCUGCAAGUUCUAUAAAUCGCAUUCGGUAUACAACUCGUUUGGAGGUGUCGUCUUUGCGAGCGAGGAGGGCGCCCAGAUCGCCCAAGCGUUGGGUCCGACCAACAAAGCCUGCAUCCUACGCAACCACGGUCUCUUGACCGUCGGCAAGACAGUCGACGAAGCGGCGUUCCUGUUCUUGUCUCUCGAGCACGCAUGCCAGGGCCAGCUGCUUGCAGAGGCUGCUUCUCAAGGUGGCAACAUCGCGAAGGUUUUGAUCUCGGAGGAGGAGGCCGAAUAUACCAACAAAAUGGAAAGCGACUCCGAAACCUGCUAUGCCGAGUUCCAGGCUUAUUACGAUUGGGAGGACCACCUGUCCAAGGGAGAUUUCAAGAAUUAA
Messenger RNA from Capronia epimyces CBS 606.96, 912 nucleotides. RefSeq names its product L-fuculose-phosphate aldolase. Gene Ontology annotation, cellular component: cytoskeleton. The record is from RefSeq and is a predicted model, not a curated record. The coding region runs from base 1 to 912 and encodes 303 amino acids. Gene Ontology annotation, molecular function: actin filament binding. The transcript has 3 exons. NCBI's taxonomy places the organism in Eukaryota, Fungi, Ascomycota, Eurotiomycetes, Chaetothyriales, Herpotrichiellaceae.